Lathyrus oleraceus (garden pea) is the source of this 1293-nucleotide messenger RNA. RefSeq names its product PLASTID TRANSCRIPTIONALLY ACTIVE protein 6, chloroplastic. Lineage: Eukaryota; Viridiplantae; Streptophyta; Magnoliopsida; Fabales; Fabaceae. The coding region runs from base 135 to 1097 and encodes 320 amino acids. The transcript is spliced from 6 exons. Gene Ontology annotation, cellular component: plastid-encoded plastid RNA polymerase complex. The record is from RefSeq and is a predicted model, not a curated record.
UAGGGUGAAGGUGAAGAAAAUGAAAUAGAUAAUAGUAGUACUGUUUUUGUAAUCUAAUCCACUUUCAAUUGCGGCACUAGCCAAAUGCUAUCUUCUCUUCUCGAGUUCCCUGCUACAACCUUCAACUUCACAGAAUGAAAACCAUGUCCAUUUCUACCACCUCCUUCUUCUUCCUCACACCCCCGCCACCACUACCUCCUCUCUCCACAUUCACACAACCCUCCUUCUUCCCUGCUUUAAAACUCAAACCUCUCUCCCUCCAAACCACCUCACGCCGCAACCCUUUCUUAACCCGCGCCGACGACAGCGACGGCGAUUCCGCCGCCCCCGACGACUACGGGAUGGACGAAGAUGAAAUGGAGGAGGUCGACAACAAAGAGGAUUUCGACAUCGAGUACGAUACGUUGGCAGCCGGCGACGGUGACAUUGCGGCAGUGCAGAGCACGAACUUCGUUUCUACGCAGGGUUGGGAUCCUGAUACUCUUGUUGAUUACAGAAUCGACGAAGAUGAGUUUCAUAAGAUUAGUUUGUUGCAUUGUGAUUUCUUCAUACGGAAACCUCCUGAUCCAGAUAAUGAUGUUUAUGAUUUCAGAGAGAUGUAUGUUACUCCUCCAGAUACAGAUGUUUAUUCAAUCCCUAAGGUUCUUGCACCAAUGCCUCAGAAGUACAUUAGAUGCGCCAAAAGUGAUUUUGGAUGCGACAAUGUUACAGAACCACCCGUUGAGGCACGUCGAGAUCCUCUUUAUAAACAUGAGAGGGAAAUCGAGAAGGUAUUCUUGACAAAACACUACAAAAAUCGGAGGCUGGGAGACCCUGAGUUUGUCCUAGAUUUUGAGGAGAUUUAUGUUAUUGAUUCAAAAACUAAGUCAAUAACCAGAGCCAAAGUUCUGGUAACAGCUCCAGGAGGGAGAACUAGAGAUAGAAAGAGCGACUUGCUUGUUAUAGCUGAUAAGGGCAACUCCUUCAAAAUAAUCCACGUGAGUGAAAAAGAUGAUCCAACAACUGUCAUAGAAAGACGAGAGUGGAUCCAAACCAGAGAAGAAAUGGAGAGACAUCUUAGAAAGUUAAGAGACUUCAGCACCUCAAAUUGGUUUUGAUUGAUAAUUAUGUAUUCAAGCACUGAUAGGUAGUUCGAUCUAACUCGUCACGCGUGCAAACAUCAAUUAGAUUCAACCUUCCAUUUUUGACAUUGUGUACAAGUUUCAGGAUCUUUUGUAUAUUAUGUUGUAAUUUGUUAGAGAUGCAGCUUAUUGAAAUCCAAUUAUCUAUAAUGGCAUGGUUGUUUAAUCUCAA